Molecule: messenger RNA, 4087 nt
Organism: Dicentrarchus labrax (European seabass)
Lineage: Eukaryota; Metazoa; Chordata; Actinopteri; Moronidae
Gene: nolc1
Product: nucleolar and coiled-body phosphoprotein 1
Exons: 14
Coding region: 42-3110 (1022 amino acids)
Cellular component (GO): nucleoplasm; nucleolus
Molecular function (GO): protein binding
Source: RefSeq, a predicted model, not a curated record
GUGACGCUGCCGCCGUCCCUUCCAGAAAGAGCGUGGUGAAGAUGGCGGCGCAAAACUCGACACCGAGUGAUCUCUACAAGUGCGUGUACUCGUUCCUGCUGGAGAACAAGUUCACCAAGGCGGCGCAGCAGUUCGUGAAACAAACUAAAGUGAAUCCACAAGAUCAAAAUGAAGAAAGCCUCGUCGACAUCUUCAACUUCUGGGUGAAGUCUCCUGAAGCUAAGAAACGAAAAGCGCCUGCUAACAAGGCCGAAGAUCCGAACGGUCCGUCAGCCAAGAAAGCAAAACCCAGUGCAGAGAGCUCCAGCAGCGAAGAGUCGAGCAGUGAGGAUGAAGAAGCUGUUGCAAAACCAACCAAAGCAGCCCCUGCAGCUGCCAAGGUUGUGCCCGCUAAAGCAGCAGCUACUAAAGCUGCAUCCAGCAGUAGUGAAGACUCCAGUGACUCUGAGGAGGAGAAGGCUCCUGCGAAGGCUCCUGCGAAGGCUCCUGCAAAGGCUCCUGUGAAGGCUGCUGCUCCCGCUGCAAGGAAGAAAGACAGCAGCUCUAGCAGUGAAGAGUCUGACUCUGAGGAUGAACAGCCCGCCAAAGCCCCUGCACCGAAACCCAAGGUAGGUGCACCCAAACCAGCUGUUCCUGCCAAAGGUGCAGCUCAGAAAAAGCCGGAGAGCAGCAGUGAAGAUAGUUCCUCUGAUUCUGAAGAUGAAAAACCAGCCAAGGCUCCAGUCAAACCCGCCCCAGUAAAGCCUGCUGCCGCCGCCGCCGCUGACUCUAGUAGUGAAGACUCUUCAUCUGAAGAUGAGGCUCCACCCAGCAAAAAACCCAAAGCAGGCACAUAUAGUGCAGUCCCACCACCUGCUUCAGUCCAGAAAGCUCCAGCUGCACCAGCAGCCAGCAAGGCCAAGCAGAGCGACUCCUCAGACAGCAGUGAUGACAGCAGUGACGAGGAAGAGGAGAAGAAAGUAGCUGCAAAACCUGCACCAGUAAAGACCACUGCUGCAAAACCUAAUGCACCCAAACCUGCUGCAAAGAAACAGGCGUCCAGCUCUGAGAGCUCAGAUUCAAGCUCGGAUGAAGAGGAGGCAAAGAAGCCUGCAGCUAAAGUCACCCCAGCUAAAGCAGCCCCAGUCAAACCCGCCCCAGCCAAGGCUGCACCUGCUAAAGAAGACUCCGACUCAUCAAGUUCAGAAGAUGAAGAGGAGGUGAAGAAACCUGCAGCAAAGGUUGCUCCUGCUAAGGCUGCUCCAACUAAAGUCACACCUGCUAAAGAAUCCUCCUCAGAAGAGGAUUCCAGUUCUGAGGAGGAGGAGACGGCAAAGAAGCCCACAGUUAAGCCUGCACCUGCCAAGACUACCCCAGCUAAAAAAGACGAGUCCUCCAGCUCAGAUUCCGAUAGCAGCUCUGAAGAUGAGGCUCCGGCAAAACCUGCAGCCACACCUACUCCUGCUUCUAAACCUGCUCCUGCUUCUAAACCUGCUGCUGCUUCUAAACCUCCAGCCAAGGCAGCAGAGAGCAGCUCUGAAGACUCCUCCUCUGAGGAGGAAGAACCAGUGAAAGCCAAGCCAGUGACCAAACCAGCUACCCCAGCUUCUAAGCCCGCUACCCCUGUUGUAAAGCCUGCUGCCGCAGCAGAGAGCAGCUCAGACUCUGACUCCUCCUCUGAAGACGAAGAACCAGCUAAGCCUAAACCUGCCGCAGCUAAAGCAGCUACGCCAGCCUCAAAGCCUGCUACUCCUGCAGCAAAGUCUGCAGCGAAGCCUGCAGCUGCAGCAGAGAGCAGUUCUGACUCGGACUCCUCUUCUGAGGAUGAAGAACCAGCUAAGGCUAAACCUGCCGCAGCUAAACCAGCUACGCCAGCCUCAAAGCCUGCUACUCCUGCAGCGAAGCCUGCAGCAAAGCCUGCAGCUGCAGCAGAGAGCAGUUCUGAUUCGGACUCCUCUUCUGAGGACGAAGAACCAGCUAAGGCUAAACCUGCAGCAGCUAAACCAGCUACCCCAGCCUCAAAGCCUGCUACUCCUGCAGCAAAGCCUGCAGCGAAGCCUGCAGCAGAGAGCAGCUCUGACUCUGACUCCUCCUCUGAGGAUGAGGAACCAGCUAAGGCUAAACCUGCAGCAGCUAAACCUGCAGCAGCUAAACCAGCUACCCCGGCCUCAAAGCCUGCUACUCCUGCAGCAAAGCCUGCAGCUGCAGCAGAGAGCAGCUCUGACUCUGACUCCUCUGAGGAUGAGGAAGAACCAGUGAAGGCCAAGCCUGCAACUAAAGCAGCUACGCCUGCAGCAAAGCCUGCUGUCGCCAAGGCCCCUGCAGACUCCAGUGAUGACAGUUCCAGUGAUGAGGAGGAGCCCAAGAAGGCAGCGCCAGCACCCAAGCCUGCGGCCACAAAGGCAGCUGCAGCUCCAAAAAAGAAGGCAGAGGAGAGCAGCUCCGACUCUUCAGACAGCUCUGAUUCAGAUACCGAGGCAAAGUCCACCCCUGCUAAGCCCACAGUCACCAAUGGCAAGGCAGCAACGCCCAAGGCAGCCACUCCAGCAGCCAAGGCCCCAGCAAAGCCAGCAGAGUCCUCAUCCAGUGAGAGCAGCUCUGAAGAAGAAGAAGCAGCCAGUAAAAGUACUGUAAAACCUGCUACAGCCAAGACGACCCCAGCAGCUAAAGCUAAAGAGAGCAGCAGCUCUGAAGACAGUUCAUCAGAGGAGGAGAAGGCCCCACGCAAAGCGGCCACAGCACCCACUACCCCUACGACAAAUGGUACCAAUGGAAAGAGAAAAAGAGAUGAAGAAUCAUCAGAAAGUGAAGAAGAAGAAACAGAUGUCAAGACCCCCAAAAAUAAGAAAGCAACAACCACACCACAGACGUUCCCUAAAGCCAAUAAGAAGUCCAACGUACCGUUCCGUAGAAUAGUAGAGGAAACCGUAGAGGUGGACCCCCGUCUUGCAGAUAACUCUUUUGAUGCUAAGUAUGGAGCCGCAGGGGAUUGGGGCCAGAAAGCUAACGAUGUGCUCAGGUUCACAAAAGGCAAGUCAUUCCGCCAUGAAAAGACGAAGAAGAAGAGGGGCAGCUACCGCGGGGGAGCCAUCUCUACCUCAGUCAACUCCAUUAAGUUUGACAGUGACUGAGGACCUUCUCACUCAGAUCCCUCCCACCUGAACUGUACUGUACCUGUGUGAUCAGGUCCAUCAGUUGUCUGCUCCCUCCCCCUGUAAACAGCCCCCCCCAAUCAUCACCACCCAACAGCAGCAGCAGCAGCACACUGGCAGAGGAAUGUGCCCCGUGGAGCUGAGCUGGCACCUACGUUUAGUUAGCUGCCCUUAGUAAUGGAGACCGUUCGAUCUCUGAUCUGAAGCUACAGUGGAGCUGUGGCAGCAGGAGAGAGAUGUUCCCAGCUGUGACUUCAGACUCUACUGCUAAAGGUUGACAUCAAUGUGACAUUACUACCACUUAUAGCCACUAGGUGGCUGCAGGCCACCUGUGAAUGGUGGAAAGCCAAUGUGUGUGUUGGGCCUCCUUUUUUUUUUUUUUUUUUCUGGCUUGUUCGGACUUUUUCUUGUACUUUUUUUCUUUUUGUAACUUCCAUUUUUCAUUUUCAAUUAUCUAUGUAUGAAUGACAGCGAUCCCUCCCAACAGGUUCAUUAUGUUAAGAAAACGCUGAUGGUGAUGUUUUUUUAAUGGAUCACAUGGAUUCUUGAAGUUUGUUUGGUUGUUAGUCAAUUUUUCUUUGGCCACAUUUAAAUGUGGAGAGGGUGUGUGCUGGGGUUUUUUCUCUUUACAUUUACAUUACAUGAACAUUGAGAGAGUAGAACUGAGUUUUAUACUGUGUAUUUAUUAAGUUUUAUUCCAUUUAGGACCUUUCAAGCCAUCUCAAGCUAUUCUCAAUCCAUUUUGUGUUGAAACAUUUCUUCUGAUGUUAAGAUGCCCCUGUCCUUUCAAACCCUCGCUAAUCUGUUCAUCAUGGAAUUUAUUAUUAACCAACAUAACUGAGAGCCAUGUUUGUUUCAAUUAUUUUGAUUUACUGUAUGAACUCUUGUGUACAUCUGUUAUAUUUUUUUUUAUUGUCAAUUCUCGUAGCGAUAAUUAAAGACUUAACAGAUUAAAA